Sycon ciliatum is the source of this 3848-nucleotide messenger RNA. RefSeq lists its product as uncharacterized. Gene Ontology annotation, biological process: negative regulation of microtubule depolymerization; cytoplasmic microtubule organization. The record is from RefSeq and is a predicted model, not a curated record. NCBI's taxonomy places the organism in Eukaryota, Metazoa, Porifera, Calcarea, Leucosolenida, Sycettidae. The coding region runs from base 35 to 3400 and encodes 1121 amino acids. Gene Ontology annotation, molecular function: microtubule minus-end binding; calmodulin binding. The transcript is spliced from 9 exons. Gene Ontology annotation, cellular component: microtubule minus-end.
UGACAGCCAGCACAUAUGGCAAGCACUGCACGCCAUGGUUGCGUUUGAAAUCCGGGGUGAAAUGUGCCACGUCCUGCCGGAGCCAAACCCCAAGGAUCGACGCUUCCCGUUCUACUGGUGCUACUCGUUCAACAACACGUCCAAUCUGCGUUUGCUGCUGGUGCUUCUCUUCUGCUACGUGGCUAAGCUGGACCCAUGGCGUAAGCUGGACAAAGCACGGCUGAACUCAGGGUCAACGUGCCCUGAAGAAGCCGUUGAUCCCAGCACAAAGUUCAUGAUCACAUCUCUGGAGGAAACGAUACGACAAAGAUACGAGGGCGCCCUGGCUAGACUGGCUACUGCUCAGCUUCUGGCUCAGACUCGGUCUGUGAAGGGAACUAGGCGAUUGCGUAACCCCAGCCGCAGGGAAAUCACCCGUUCAACAACGCCAACUCCCGGACGAGAAUCACCUGUGGGUACCAUAGCGCUCUGUGGGAAAGAGCCUCAGACAGCUGCUUCUGGCAAAAGUAUCCCUGACAUGACGGUGAUCAACAUGCAAAGUGCUGAGGACAGACCAGGCGUACCAGCCGAAAGGGUGCCAGCCAAAAGCGAAUCCCUCGUCCAGAAACGAUUGCAAGUGGAAAAGGAUGACCGCCAACUUGCAGCGAUGAUUGACCAAGAGUCAGAGCAUCAGGCACAGAUAUCAUCAUCACCCUCGUCACCAUCCCAUGACAAUGAUAGCAGUGAAGAACAACAGCAAGGAGGUAGUACCUAUCGGCUCACUGAUCACCAGCAGCCUCCUGUGUCUGCCCGUGAGCAAUUGGUGAAGGCAAGGAGUGUGCUGUCAGGUCCAACAAGGGAGGCACGGCGAAAAUCCAUCGACCGGCAUCCCACUGAGCAUGAGGGAAUUCCCCCGCGGCCCAAGACACGAUUGCUGGAACAUAGCAGUGAGGAUGGGAAAGCUGGGUAUCCCGGAAGGCCAGCAGCAGCACACCCUGCAAGGAGUAUACCCGCCUAUCAAGGCAAUGCUGCUCAACAAGGCCACGACGCGCGCCAGCGAGUCACUCGGCGCAACACGCCGCUACCACCGCGAGGUUUACAAGAAUGGCAGGGAAUGGAUUAUGUCGACGCGAAGCUGGGACAGACGGCAAUCGCCAAAGUGCGUCAGCAUGCUGCUGAGCCCAUGACCGGCAAGGAUGUCGCUGCCUCGUUUCCCAGCAAUGGCAACACCAUGCAUAGACCCAAGUUGACCGCUCCACUGGGAAAACAUCAGCCGGUCGAAUCCAGUGAUACCAGUCAAGGUGAAACUGCACAUCCACCCACUUGCCGGAAAGCAGCUGCUAGCUUGCAAUCUCGCCACACACAGUCCAAGCCUGGAGGUCAUGUGAUCCCACAGGUUCCGUCCAGUGAUGUGGAGAGUGAAGUGAGCACGCUUACAGAUGACACGCUGUCACAUCGCAUUCCCGGCUCUUCUUCGCGCCACCGAUCACAGAGGCAGCGCACAGACGUUGAACAUCGCCAGCCAUCACACAUGCAGCACGCUGCAUUGCCUCUUUGGGAGCAUGAGCCGGUCGUGAGUAGAGACCCAGCGCCGGAACUAUCCCAAACGCACCAGGAAAUGCAGGAAGUGCGACAACGCUUGCACGCCCGAGAUUUGGCUGAACAGCAGGAGUAUGCCAAACUGAAAAGCAAAGUGUGCGAUCAGCUUCACCUCGAGUGGAACAACGGCAGGGCCCCGCCAGCCAGCAGCGGAAAGCCCAGGGCAUUGCCACCACUGGAGCCUCGGCCUCGAGCAGCAAAACCGGCCCAUCUUCGUGCUCCGCCUGUUGACGUUGGAGUCGACAAUGAGUCGGAACUCAGCUCUGGGCCUGUGGCAGGUGAAGUCAGUGAUCAGGAUACUGCUAAGCAACAGCAGCCUGAGCUCUUAGAGCAAGCACCAGCACCAACCUCUCUGAAUGCAACUACGCUUGAGCGACAUGAAGCUUACCAGCGAAAGCAAGCCCAAGCUCAAGCUGCACUGGAUCCCACCGCAGUCGAGCAGGAAAAACAGCAACAGCAGGAUGUCCAAACCCGAUCGUUUGAUGAGCCGGCCGGCAAAACCAUUGUGAAGAAUGGGAGUAUCGUGAGGACCGUCCACUAUGAGCCGCACACCGACACUCAAAUGCGGAAGACGAUCACCGAGACGGACAACGCCAGCGGCAACACGCUGAGCAUGCAUGUUGUCCUGCAGGAGCUCGGCGAUGACGCUCCACAUUACCACACAACGGACUACAGGUACCGUGGCUCCGAGGCUAGCUAUCAUGGCCAGCGUCCUGUCAGAGAUCAUUCCUACAUGUACUCUCAAACAAACGGAUUUGGUGCUCAUGAGCCAGCCACCACCUCAAGCUCGGCUUCUCUACGACAGGCCAGUGCGUCUAGGAAUCCUACACGAGUACAGCAGCUGAGCAGUGCUAUGCAUACAGAUCCAAGCACUGCCGACAGCAGCAGUCGUUUGAACAAAAUAGCCACGGGGUCAACUUUGGCAACGGCAGCAGCAGCGCGUGAAGCGGCCAGGGCAGCAGAUCCACCGGUGAUGUGGCUGCCAAAGCGUCAGCACCAUGGAUUCAACAUGAGUGGCACGCGCGUGAAGGACUGUACAGAGCAAAUGGAGCGUGUCAGUGAGUACUUCGGAAAACAUGGUGCGGAGACCAGCCAGCAGCCGGCAUUGCAGGACAUGAACGAUUUCCAGACCAUGACGGGAUCAACAGGGCAGCCCAUAUCCAGCAGUAGGUCAGCCUACGAAGAGAGGAGCUCCUCGUAUCAAACACCGCAGCAGCAGCAUGCGAAUGGGAGGCCGUUCUUCUCUGCAACAAGCGUGGGGUCACGAGGUCGCCGGUAUGCCGGUACUGGUGACCAGAGAAGUCGCCCCCUGAAAGGUGGUACUGGCACGGUGCGGAAUACCGGCAGCAAGGUCGGCGAUGCCAGUGGCAAGUUUGUUGCACCCAAGCAGCGCACAGCAGGUGGAUCCAACGUUCCUCUCUUUUCAGGUGUGGUAGCGUACACGGAUCCGUCAAACAAAUCCAACCGACAGCUGAUUCGCAAUUCCAUAAAGCAUGUGUGUCUGGCUGGCUUGACGAACCAGAAGCGCUGUACAGAAGUACUUGAGACUCUAGAAUACAGCCUGUGUAAGCACUUCCUUGUUCUGGUGAGAGAAGUGCCCGGCUGCCAGUUCCGUGCGCUAUAUGAGGUGGACCAAGGUUGGAAGAUCCGCAAAUUAGUGGGACGAGGGCCACUUGAAGUCCAAGUCAACAUGAUCGACAAGCUGUACAAAUACAACUCUGGUGCAAAGGCAUUUGCACUCAUCGAAAGCCGCACUCUAUCAGCCAGCAUAGAUGCAUUCUCUCUCAACGCUGUCUUCUGGAAAGGCAAAGCCCCAACAUGAACGCCGGAGUUGAAUACGAAACAAGCCCAGGGUGGAUAACUUCUCUUUCAAUGGUGCACCUCUCCCUGAGAUUUCAUAUUGGAGUAGAACUGAACUGUUAUCAAAUUGGCCGUUGAAUGUCCAAACGAGGCCCAUUGCUUAUCCAUGUUCCUUGACCCAACCUGAAUUGAAAUCAGUACAAUGCAAUGCAUGUAGUCACUUGAGCACACCUCUGCAUUUAUACGUACAUAAAACCUACUCCAGCAGACCUCCGGCAUCAACAAGUAGAUGCUCAUGACUACAGCAUUGCCACAUGCAAGCUUCGUCUGCGCUACCGUAUAGUAUACCCAUCCAAUCCUGACGGUUACACAGAAAGAUGUCAUCAGUGCUUCCCUAUGAGCUGUGCAUGUGUCUGAACGAUUGAUACAGAUUUUGUGGAUUCAGUCAAGUGAGUUACCGGCGUACAUGA